This is a messenger RNA of Lucilia sericata (common green bottle fly), 7094 nucleotides long. RefSeq names its product activating transcription factor 3 (gene Atf3). The transcript is spliced from 5 exons. The coding region runs from base 2337 to 4145 and encodes 602 amino acids. NCBI's taxonomy places the organism in Eukaryota, Metazoa, Arthropoda, Insecta, Diptera, Calliphoridae. The record is from RefSeq and is a predicted model, not a curated record. Gene Ontology annotation, cellular component: nucleus. Gene Ontology annotation, biological process: regulation of transcription by RNA polymerase II. Gene Ontology annotation, molecular function: RNA polymerase II cis-regulatory region sequence-specific DNA binding; DNA-binding transcription factor activity, RNA polymerase II-specific.
AGUUCUUUUUAAGUUGUAGUCAUGAACGUAUCUUGUAGAUGUUGGAUAUAGAUAGAUAUUUAUAAUAAAAUAACAACAACCAAGAAAACAUAAAAACAACAACAAAAAAACAUAAACACACACAAAAAAUAAGAUAUAAACAAACAGAAAAAAUAAUUAAAAAAAAAAACUUGAAAAUAUAUUUUGUUUAUUUUAAUAAAAUAUUCGCAUAAAAUAAAUUCUCACAACGAGUGAGGAACCAAAAACAAAAAAAAUAUACGACAGAUACACUACACUACUUAGUGAGAGAGAACAUAAACCAACCCCCACAUUUAACAACAACAAAAAGUAUCUAAUGUUUUUUUUUAGUAUAAAGAACAACUGCAUGUGUAUGGUGUGGCCAAACGAACAGUAGAGUUCUGCUUUCCAAGACACUUCGUUAUGUGUCUUUCGCCUUAAUGCUGAAUGUUGUGUGUAUUUCUAAUGACAAUAGAACUGACUGAAUAGAAUCGAAUCCAUUCUAUAUAGUAAAUUCUUCGUUUUUAACGUUACGUUACAUUACGUUAAGUUCUGGUCGGUUUAUCGUUUAUUCGUAUUCGUGUGUUUCGUAAAAAUUUGUUUACUUUAUUGAGUGUCUGAGUGUGAGUGCAUGUAUUUAUUCGGGUUUGUACAUUUUGCUAAUUCUCAUAAGAAUUUAUUAGAUUGUGUGUCGCCCAAGUGAGCAAACGCUUUGUAGUUAAGCCAAACGUCAAGUUGUGAAAGACAGAAUAUAAACACCCCUGCUCCCUCCUCUAGCACUAAUGCUCUCACUCUCCAAACCUUUCAGCACACACACUUACUCAUUUAUUCGGUUUCCUCGCUGUUAGAACCAUAGAGGAAGAAUAGAGCAUGUUCACAAAAAAAGAAUACAAAUAUAAUUUUUCGCAAAACGUUAACGAGUGUUUAGUAUGAUUAUAAGCGUUUAUUUAAAAAGCUGAAAUUGACGCGUAAGCAACACUUGUGCUCUAAAACAAAAUAACCAAGUUAAAUAUUCUAAAAAAAUAACUAAAAAAAGUUUUGAAAAGUUUUAAUUUUUAAAUUGAAAAUUGUAUGGAAUAGAAAAAAAUAAACAACUUAAAUCUAAAUUAAUGAAAAUCUUUAAUGUCUAAAUAAAAACUUAAAUGUAUGGCCUUUUUUUCGGAAAUAUUAAACAAAACCAAAUAAAUUAUAUACUUAAUUUUUUUAUGUUUAAAAUUAUUAUUUAAAAAGUGGUCAUGCUGUAGUCUUUAAAGUUUUUUAUUAAAAUAAGGCGUGUAAUUCCUUUAGGAAUGAACCCAUUUAUACGCUUUAAAUUAAAACAAAGUUAAAAGAAAAUUUUUAUAAAAAUAUAAAGUGCCUCUUAAUUUAUAAAAAAAAAUCAAACACAAAGUGCAAUUUAAUAAAAAAAAUUAAAACUUCAAAUAAUUUAUAAUUUACUGCAAAGCAAACAUAAAAAAAAUUCUAAUAAUAAAAAGUUUAUAAAGUUUAUAUAGUAAAGAGAAAAAAAAACGUUAACCACAGUGCCCUUAUUCAAUGAUUAUGGAAAAAUAAUAGCAAAAAUAAAUUAAAACAAUCAUAUUUUUUUUAAAAAAGCAUUAAAAUUAAAUCCUUCAACAAAACAAACCUCUGGACUAUUGCCAUCUGUCAGCAAUUAUAUAAUUUAUUAUUAUUAUUAUUCCGGUUUCGCUUGUUCUCAACGCAUUGAGAAAAAAAAUUACAUAAGUUUUGAAUUGUUUCAAUUUCAAUUAUACUUUUAUCUGUGACUACCGCACAACAAUAACAACAAAAUAACAAAAACAACCGUAAUAAUUAAAAAGAUAUAAAAACUAUAAUAAAAAAUAUAUAUUCUACCUUUGGAUUUACCUUUUAAACACUUCAACAUAUUUUUGCCUGCUGUAUUUGCUGCACUGCACACUGCUGUAAAACUGUUUCGUGCUGAAGUCAAAUCAGCUGUUCAGCCGCAACAACAACAACAACGACAACAAAUAAUUACGCCAUGCAAAAUAUGAAAUAAAGUUAAAUGUUUAAAACUUUGUAAUGGAAUUCCAGCAACAUUACUUAAGAAUUUUACAAAUGAACUAUUGUUAUAAACAAACAACAACAACAAGAAUAAACCAACUAAAAAGUGUUUAAAUAAAAGAAAAUUUAAAAAACUUAAGCAAAAAUAUAAAAAGAAAAAAAGCAAACUUUUUCUUUGUGACAAACUGUAACGAAGGCCUUUAACUGUGAUUUUAAUUAAUAAGUGUUUUAAACAAUUAGUUUUUAGUUGUAUUUUUGUAAUUUGUGUAAUAAUUAAUUUAAAGUAAAAACCGUGUUAAAUAUUUUGAUAAGCAGCAAACAUGUUUAAUUUAAAUAUACCACCUUCAUCGUUAUUGGGUGUGGAGGGCUCUGGCGGUUUAUGCUCUAAGCCUAAUACACCCGAAAUUCUCAAUUCUCUAAUUGCCAUGACAAAUCCUCUGGAUAAUUAUAAUUUUUCUAAUAACAUUAACUGCAGCAUUAGCAGCAACAAUAACUCGACAGCUACAACACCAGCCUCAGUGACAGUGCGCAAUUUCAAUGCAAAUACACAGAAUACCUCCCAGGAUAGCAGUCAUUCGAGUAGUUCUUCUACCCCUUUGGAUUCACCUGCUGGCACAAAUACUACACCCAGUGUACAACAGACCUGUUCACAACUGAUUAAAGCUGGUCUCAAAUUGUCCAUACAAAGCAAACGCAAGUUGUCUACCUGUGACUCCAGUUCCGGUUCUGAGCAACCCAUGUCUAAAUGCUCACGACCCAAUGAGGAGUUCGAUGAGACCACAGAUGAUGACAGUGAUCUGAAGGCCACUUUGCCCAAGGGUUUGACACCUGAAGAUGAGGACCGUCGCCGGCGUCGCAGAGAACGCAAUAAGAUCGCUGCCACCAAGUGUCGCAUGAAGAAACGUGAACGAACCCAGAAUUUGAUUAAAGAAGCCGAUCAGUUGGACACACAAAAUGUUGACCUCAAGAAUCAAGUGCGUAUUUUAGAAAGCGAAAGGCGUAAACUUUUGGAAAUGCUACAGGCUCAUGAGCCGGCCUGUGUCCAUCAUGAAGGCUUAAAUUUACCCUCAAAACUGUUACAAUCACCAGCUUAUAAAUAUUUGGCCGAUUUGAAUUUGGAUGACAACUCUUGCAAUUCCUCAAUAAAUGGCCUCAAUUCACCUGCUAAUGUCAAUAAUAAUGGUUCCACAAUUACUUCAAACUCCAGCUCACAGACUCCCACACAGCGCACCGUAAUCCCACCGAUGUCUACUAUCAAAUUUUCACGCAGCAAUGGUUUCAAGGCUGCUGCCGCAGUCUCCGCCGCUCUUACAAAUCAAGUUUCAAUUGUAUCUCAACUUCCCAGCUUAACACAAACUUCAACGCUAAACCAUCACACUAGCCAACUACCCAAUGGUUACUGUAAGCCUUCACCCACGCCUCAGGAGUUGGGUUAUUUAAAUUCACCCUCUCAGGACAGUACAAGUCUGUGCAUAACAGCUAUGCACACUCCCACACACCUCACUACUAGCAACACACCCACCGCCCACCAGACAGUCAUCAGCAACUCCGCUUCCAGCCUUAUGGGCCACAGCAUGUCCGAUUACAUUCCAAAUUGCGACUCCAGUGGUUUAGGUCUGACUUUGGCUCAUACACCCACCACCUGCAGCACACCAAUUGGCAGCAAUGGAGGCGAUAACAGUGCUCUAUUAGCCAGUGUAGCCAGUCCCAUGUCUUGUGUCUCGACACCCACCACCGCCACCGAAUUUGUUAAAAACGAACUGGUCGAUUCCCAGAGUCCCUACACUACCGCCCAAUCGGCCGAACGAUUUUUAUUUGAGAGCAACUGUGAUAGUUUUGUUGAUAUCAAGCAUGCAGUGAAUGUCCACCAACCAGUCAAUCAUAAUCAUGGCGGACCCACUCUACUGCAAAACUCUAAUAUAGGAGGCAACAUUUUAGAUUUUACCUCUUCCUUGAUGGGUGGUAAUGGUUCCGGAAUUGUUUCCUUCCAUGAUCAAAUCUCCAUUAAGAAUGAUUAUCUGCAUGAGGCCGAUUUGUUGGCCCAAUUAACAGGUGAAGCGGGCGAGUUUGUUGAUUUGGACACCGGAGUAGCAGCAGCGUUUAUGACCAAUGGUGGUUGCCUGGCCUAAGCUUCUCGUUAAGAACACAUGGAGUUUACUUAUUAAACAUUUUCUUUUUUUCUAUUAAUUUGCGGGUCAAAAACAAAGUGAGAAAAGGGGAACGUAAGUAACUCUUGAGAGAUUAUUUAAGGUUGGUUGCUAAUGGUUAAGAAACAGAGAGUGCGGAGAGAGAUAAGAAAGAUCGCUAUGAUUAUACAAGCCUAAAGAAACUUCCAAAAUUAUUAAAAAAAGGGUUUAGGGAGUUCGAUGCAACAACAUGGCUGCUAGCAUAGUUUAGGUUUUUUAUUAUUAUUAUGUUCAAACAACCACGUAAAACUUUAUUUGCUUAACAUUCCCUUUCUAAACUCCCCAAAAAAAAACAACUGAUUUUAAUAAAAUUUUGUCUUCCAUUUAAUGUUGAUUUAAAGAAAACUAAAUUUUAAAACAACAAACCCACCUUUGUUUAAAAUUAUAUAAAGAAAACAACUUCAAUCAAUACAUAAAUACUUCCUAAAUGAUAAAAUUAAUACUUCCCAACUCUGAAUUUUUGGCAUAACAGUCAGUGCUUUAUACUACUAGACUCAUAUUUAUAUUUUUUCUGUAAUUGUUUUGUGUUUUGGUUUGGUAAAACUUUGGUAUCAAAGUUACAAAAAAAACGUGGUUGCCAUAGUAACUCGAAUACAUGUUUUAAUCGAAUUGGCAGCUUUUUUUCGUUUAACCCUACAACCUUAAAAUUUUGGAAGCUUAUUAAGGCUCAACUACCUCAAUUUGUUAAAAUUUAUAAAAAAUAUAAAAAAAUUUAAAAAUGCAUUCCAUAAUAAAGUUUUAAUUUAUUGCAAAAAACAAUACAAGAGAAUCAAAUAAAUUGAACCUACAACAGUAAUUAUUAUUUUUAAAUAAAAAACAACAAAAUUAUUAUUAUUUCUUUAAGUAAAAGAACAGAGAUUAAUUGUAAAAAUUAUAUAAAAAAUUAAACUAUGUAAUUGGCUUUAAAUAUAUAAUUAAAAAUUUAAUGAUAUUUCAUUAUAAGUGAUAAAUAUAACACAAAGUAAAAUUACAAAAAAAAACAAAUAACAAAAAAAAUGCCUUAAAUGUGGAAAUUUCAAUAAAACUACUUUAAUAUACAUACAACUCAUAAAUUUACUACUAAAUGUGCUCUUAUAUUUUAUUAAAGCUAAAUUUAAAUUUAAAACAAAACCGAUAUUAACUCUUCUUUUUUAGGUGUGUUUAUUUAUUAAUAAGAAAACUUUCCUCAACUAAAAAAUUAAUAAAAAGAAAUUUCAAUGAUAAUUAUGUGUUAGUUGUGCAGAAAAGUAAAAUUUUUAUAAAAUAAUUUUCAACAAAAAGUGUCUUCAAACUAAUUUCAUUUUUUUACAAAUUGGAAAGAAAUCAACAAAAAGCCUUAAUAUUUUUGAAAAUAAAAUAAAUAAUCUUAAAAAUAAUAAAAUAAUAAAAACAAAAACUAUUUAAUGCUUUAUAAAAAAAACAAGAACAAAAAGAAAACCAAGUGCUUUAUAUAUAAAUAUUUUCUUUUUACAAUAUUAAUUAGGAACAAGAAAUUUAUUAGUGUUUUACUUUAAAAUCUAAAAUAGUUUUUGAUAAACUUUGGUAAAAAAAAUAAAUAAGAAAUAUUUUUUAUUGCAGCAGUUUAUAAGCUUUUUUGCAACGAGUUUACAGUAAAAAAUAACAUAAAAAAAUAAUAUUCAAAAAAAAAAAACAUAAAAAUUAAAAUAUAAUAAAUAUGACAAAGAAAUGCCUUCUUCCUAUUUUUUAAGAAUAGGUUUGCUAUGCAUACAUAAAUAUUUAUAUACAUACAAUUAAAUAUUACAAAACAAAAAAACAUAAUUAAUAAAAACAAAAAAUCAAAUCAAAGCAUCAAAUUACCUCAUUACAACAAAUCCAAAAACAUUUAAAAAAUAAAAGUUAAAAACUCUAAAUGUAUUUAAAAAAAAUCUAUAUAUUGUUGUUAUUAAAAAUAUAAAAGAAAAACAAAACAAAUUGAAUAUGUUAUUAAUGAAACUUAAAAUUAAUCAAAUUAAAUAUAAAUAAACAAGACUUACAAAUUAAUAUUUCUAUUCUAUUAAUUUGUUUAAGGGAAACCCUAUUAAUGAAAAGUUAGUUUUAAUUAAAUAAUAUUUUUGAAAUCAAUAUAUAUUUUUAAAUAUUCGCUCUUUUAAACUCAAUUAUCAACCUAUGGAAUUGGCAACACUGUUUUGAUUAAGUGGUAAAAGUAGGGUUUCCCUUUAAAAAAUCUUACAUUUGUUUUCUUUUCAUUACAAUUAAGUGGCGCAUUUGUGAAUAAAUCAAAACUAAAUGAAAACAAAAACAAAAAAAAAAAACAAAACUAUAUCUUUAGUAUUUAAGAAACAUCAAACCCAAUAUAUUAAUAUUGUUAUCAAAACUUUAAGAAUAACUCAAGCUCUAAACGUGAGCCUAUUUGCGCUACCAAUGUACCUGUUAAAUCAAAUUUAACUGUAAUAAUUUUCAAUAUACAUUUAAUAUCCUGCAAAUUUGUAAGUCUUGUUUAAAUAUUAUCUCUAUAAGAUAAAAUCAACUUAUUUAACUAAAAAGGUUUCCUUAACAUUUCUAUAUUUAACAAAAAAUGUUGUGUUUUUAAGUAUUAUGAUAUUUUUGACCAGAGCAAAAAUAUAUAAUUAAUAUUUUUAUUAUUUCUCUUUAAUUUUUCACUUUUUAUUUAUUUAUUUUUUUCUAUUAAGUUAAACUGUUGCAAUAUUCAUGACUAUUUUUUUGUUAAUAAAUUUUAAGUUUUUUUGUUAUUUGUUUUCUCAUUUUUUUAUACAAUUUCUUGCUAUUAUUUUCUUUUUGUUUAACAAAUUUUUAUCAACAAAUAUUAACGUUUUAAAUAUAUAUAUUUUUUUUAAAAAAAGCACACUUAAGACACCUAUUUAAAAUAUAUCUAAUAUUAAAAGAAAACAAAAAUAUUUAAAAAAAUACACACCAAUAUUAAAACCAACACUA